Molecule: messenger RNA, 915 nt
Organism: Mauremys mutica (yellowpond turtle)
Lineage: Eukaryota; Metazoa; Chordata; Testudines; Geoemydidae
Product: zinc finger protein 436-like
Exons: 2
Coding region: 1-915 (304 amino acids)
Biological process (GO): regulation of transcription by RNA polymerase II
Cellular component (GO): nucleus
Molecular function (GO): RNA polymerase II cis-regulatory region sequence-specific DNA binding; DNA-binding transcription activator activity, RNA polymerase II-specific
Source: RefSeq, a predicted model, not a curated record
AUGGGGGACAGACCUUACAUAUGUGCUGAGAGUGGGAAGAGCUUCCUCCAGAGUGCUGAGCUUGUUCUGCAUCAGAGAACUCACACGGGUGAGAGACCCUACAAAUGCAUGGAGUGCGGGAAGAGCUUCAGCAUCCACUCCAACCUUAUUAACUGCCAGAGAAUCCAUGUGUGGGGGAGACCCGAUAACUGUACGGAGCGUGGGAAGAGCUCUGGCCGGGGCACAGACCUUAUUAAACAUCAGAAGACCCACACUGGGGAGAGGCCCUAUAAAUGCACUCAGUGCAGGAAGAGCUUCAACCAGAGCUCAAACCUGGUGAAACAUCAGCAGAUCCACACAGGAGAGAAGCCUUAUCAGUGUCCUGAGUGUGGGAAAUGUUUCCGGCAGAGCUACACGAAAAACAUCAGAGAGCACUCUGGACUGAUUGGCCACAGGGCAGAGAAGAUGCCCUACCAGUGUGUCGAGUGCGGGGAAACCUUCGCUCAGACCUCGACCCUGGUUAGACACCAGAUCACCCACAUGGAAGAGAGACCCUACAAAUGUCCGGACUGCGGGAAGGGCUUCAGCCGCAUCUCCAACCUUCUCCAGCACUGCAGGACCCACACAGGGGAGAGAUCCUACCCCUGCACCGUCUGUGGGAAAAGCUUUGGGAUGAGCUUGCACCUCGUCAAGCAUCAGAGAACCCAUACUGGGGAGAGACCCUACCAGUGCGCUGACUGCGGGCGGCACUUCAUCCAGUGCUCAAACCUUCACAGUCACCAGAGGAGCCACGCUGGGGAGAAGCCUUAUAGCUGUGCCAAGUGUGGGAAGGCAUUCAGUCAGAACGCCACCCUUCGCAGCCACCAAAGCAUCCACCAGGGAGAGAAACCCUUCCGGUGCACCCAGUGCAGGGAGAGCUUCCAAUACCAGCUAUAG